ACAACUAGAUAAGCACUUCACACCUCAGCAGACAGCUACCCACGCACACUUCCAUCUUCACUUGUAACCUCUUUUGUCUCUUAUCCUAAACCCCAGCUCUUGUUCAAAUCUCGACAAUGAUUUUCUCCUUUAUUUAAUCGAUUUUAUUCCAUUUCUUAAUUUAUUAUGAUCAUCCACAUAAUCUCCCUUGUUUAAUGCUUCACUUCAUAUCAUUAUAUAUAUCACCACAUUUGGGUUUAGUCUGUUGACUUGUAGCUUUAGGUUGUGUAAGAAAUGGAGCUUGAUCAAAUUGUGUGUUUAGUUGUGUUAUGUUUGAGUUUGAGUUUGGUUUUGUUUAAGGUUGAUUCGAAGUAUAUGGUUUAUGAUACUAAGGCAGGGAUUGUGGAGGGGAAGAUCAAUGUGCAUCUUGUGCCUCACACUCAUGAUGAUGUGGGAUGGUUGAAAACUGUUGAUCAGUACUAUGUUGGCUCCAAUAAUUCUAUCCAGGGAGCUUGUGUGCAGAAUGUACUUGAUUCGUUGAUUCCGGCUUUGCUUGCUGAUGAGAAUCGGAGGUUUAUUUAUGUCGAACAGGCGUUUUUCCAGCGGUGGUGGAGGGAUCAGAGUGAGGCGACACAGAAUACGGUCAAGCGUCUCGUGGAGUCUGGUCAGCUUGAGUUAAUUAAUGGAGGUAUGUGCAUGCAUGAUGAGGCAGCUCCACAUUACAUAGAUAUGAUAGAUCAGACAACGUUGGGCCACCGAUUUGUUAAGCAGGUGUUCAAUGUAACUCCAAGAAUUGGGUGGCAAAUUGACCCCUUUGGACAUUCUGCAGUGCAGGCCUAUCUGCUAGGAGCAGAGGUUGGAUUUGAUUCUCUUUUCUUUGGGCGAAUUGACUACCAAGACAGAACUAAGCGGAAAGCCGAGAAGAGCCUUGAGGUCGUCUGGCAGGGAUCGAAGAGUUUGCGCUCUUCUGCACAAAUCUUUGCUGGUGCAUUUCCUGAAAAUUAUGAACCCCCAAGUGGUUUUUACUUUGAAGUUAAUGAUGAUUCUCCCGUAGUCCAGGAUGACAUGAGUUUGUUUGACUACAACGUGCAAGAGCGUGUUAAUGAUUUUGUAGCUGCUGCGUUGGCACAGGCUAACAUUACUCGGACCGAUCACAUCAUGUGGACCAUGGGGACAGACUUCAAGUAUCAGUAUGCUCAGACAUGGUUCCGGAAUAUGGACAAGCUUAUUCAUUAUGUCAAUCAAGAUGGCCGUGUCAAUGCUCUAUAUUCAACACCAUCCUUCUACACUGAUGCAAAAUAUGCUGUAAACGCAUUGUGGCCACUCAAGACAGAUGACUUCUUCCCAUAUGCAGAUCGUAUAAAUGCAUACUGGACCGGAUAUUUUACUAGUAGGCCUGCUUUGAAGGGCUAUGUUAGGUUGUUGAGUGGGUAUUAUUUGGCAGCAAGGCAGUUGGAACAUUUUAGAGGAAGAAGUAAAGCAGGCCCUAAUACUGACAGUUUGGCUGAUGCUUUGGCAAUUGCGCAACAUCAUGAUGCAGUUAGUGGUACUUCACAGCAGCAUGUGGCUAAUGAUUAUGCAAAGAGGCUAUCAAUAGGAUACAAAGAGGCUGAAGAUGUCGUUGCAACUGCACUAGCUUGUAUGGUUGAAUCAGCAUCAAAAUCUGAAUGUGAAAGUCCAACAACCAAGUUUCAACAGUGUCCGCUUUUGAACAUUAGUUAUUGUCCACCAACUGAAGUUGAUUUAUCAUCCGGGAAGAAAUUGGUCAUCGUUGUUUACAAUUCCCUGGGGUGGAAAAAAACGGAUGUUGUGAAAAUUCCAGUUAUGGACAAGAGGGUUGCAGUUUUUGAUUCUAAUGGCAAUAGUGUUGAAUCACAACUUGUCCCUAUUGCUAGUGUAUCCAUUGGAAUCAGGAACUUUUAUACUAAAGCGCAUGUGGGUAAAUCUCCAAAUGCUACCCCUAAAUAUUGGCUUGCAUUUACAGCAUCUGUUCCACCUCUUGGAUUCAGAACUUAUGUUGUUUCAACUCCUAAAGGAGCAGAUGCAGCUGCUUCUUUAGUGAUGCGAAAAUCUUACAAAUCUUUUCAGAAUGAUGAUUACACCAUUGAAGUUGGAACGGGACAUUUAAAGCUUCUGUAUUCUGUAAAUGAAGGCAAGCUUACUCACUAUGUCAAUGAUGAAAGCAAGAUCAAAGCCUCUGUACAGCAAUCAUUCAUGUAUUAUAAUGGAGUUACGGAGGAUUCACAGGCUGAUGGAGCAUAUGUUUUCCGUCCAAAUAGUUCAUUUCCCCUUGGUUCUAAAGGACAGACUCCUAUACAAGUUUUUCGCGGACCUCUGUAUGAUGAAGUUCGUCAAAGCAUCAACCCAUGGAUACAUCAGAUUACAAGGGUGUACAAGGAUAAGGAGCAUGCUGAGGUUGAAUUUAAAGUUGGCCCAAUACCCAUUGAUGAUGGAGUCGGGAAAGAUGUUGUAACUAAGAUUACAACCUCCACGAAAAGCAAUAAAAUAUUUUACACAGAUUCAAAUGGACGUGAUUUCCUUCAAAGAAUUCGAGAUUUUAGAGAGGACUGGAAACUAGAAGUGAACCAACCUGUUGCAGGAAAUUAUUAUCCUAUUAAUCUCGGUAUGUACUUGAAGGAUGAUAGCAGCGAAGUUUCAGUUUUGGUCGAUAGGUCGGUGGGGGGAUCCAGCAUUAUCGAUGGGCAAAUGGAGCUGAUGCUCCACAGGAGAUUACUUCAUGAUGAUGGUAGAGGUGUUGCAGAGGCACUAAAUGAGACAGUUUGCAUUUCUGGCAAGUGUGCUGGUUUAACUAUACAAGGGAAGUAUUAUCUUAGAAUUGAUCCUCUAGGAGAGGGAGCUAAGUGGCGUAGGUCUUAUGGGCAGGAGAUAUAUUCUCCAUUUCUAUUAGCUUUCACUGAACAGGAUGGAGAUAAAUCGACUAAAUUUCAAGUGUCAUCCUUUUCGUAUAUGGAUUCUUCAUACAGUCUCCCAGAUAAUGUUGCAUUGCUAACCCUCCAGGAGCUUGAAGAUGGUACCGUUCUUCUUCGGUUGGCACACUUAUAUGAGAUUGGAGAAGACAAGCUUCUAUCUAAGCUGGCAAGCGUAGAACUGAAAAAGAUAUUUUCAAAAAGAAAGAUACACAAAAUUGAUGAGAUGAGCUUAUCUGCAAACCAAGGAAGAGAAGAAAUGGAAAGAAAAAGAUUAGUUUGGAAGGUAGAAGGCUCUCACGACGAACCAAAAGUAUUGAGAGGGGGUCCAGUUGAUCCUCAAAAGCUGGUGGUGGAACUCGCUCCAAUGGAAAUACGGACCUUUGUUAUCAAAUUCGGCUCUCAAGGGUCUACAGCUUCAUGACUGGUAGCUAGCUAAGUGAAUUGCAACAAUCGUCAUCAUCUUCGAGUCCAUGCAGUUGAUGUUAUGUGAAUAAGAAGGGCUUUACGUGAAUAAGGGCACUGUAACUAAUAAAGAUCGGUGAAGCCCUUGGUGACUCGAAAACAGCAACUAGACUACACUGUAAAACUUGCUUGAAUGUGAAACUUUGUUAACAAGUUCUCUUUUCAACCAUUGUUAACAAGUUCGCCAAGUUUUUUUUUUAUGUACUUCACCUGUUCUAUCUUGAGCAAUACCUACUUGGCUACUUGAGUCA
This is a messenger RNA of Daucus carota subsp. sativus, 3622 nucleotides long. RefSeq names its product probable alpha-mannosidase At5g13980. The record is from RefSeq and is a predicted model, not a curated record. NCBI's taxonomy places the organism in Eukaryota, Viridiplantae, Streptophyta, Magnoliopsida, Apiales, Apiaceae. Gene Ontology annotation, biological process: mannose metabolic process. The coding region runs from base 274 to 3330 and encodes 1018 amino acids. Gene Ontology annotation, molecular function: carbohydrate binding; alpha-mannosidase activity. The transcript has 30 exons.